AUGAAGCCCAAGAACAGACUUCCACUGAAGCGCCUGAGCGAGAAACCUUCCUUCGAAAGGCUGAACUCCACUUCUCUGCACAAAGGACAAGGGGUGAUAAAGAAACAAGAGAGAAAGUUUAUCCUAAUUUUUCAGACACUAAACAUUGAACAGAGAGGAGGAAAAAAGAGUCUAGAGACUGAAGGAAAAGGAGCAAGAAAUGAGGAGUCACCUUUCUUCAAAAGGGCUGAAUCUAGAUUCCCUCUCAGCCAAAGUGAGGAAAAGAAACAAAAGAAAAAACACAAGAAAUGGAGAAGAGCAGAACAUACAGAGGAAGGUGAUGCAGAUGCUCUACAGACAGCGGCAGCAGCAGCAAGGAUUAAGAAGUCCUCUUCCUUCAAAAGGCCUGAAGCCACUCUCCAUCCCAGCAAUGGACAAAGCCAGGAAAAGAAACGAGAGAAAAAGAAAAAACACAGGAAAUGGAGAAGAGCAGAACAUACUGAGGGAGGUGACAAAGACAGUCUGGAGACAGAAGCAGAUGAAGCAGAAUCAGGGCUGGAUGUGGCUAGAGCAUGGACCUCCCAGCACACUUACCUGCACAAAUCCACAGUCUUCGUUUCUCAUAAUCGCUCCUUCUGCCAGAAGCUGCUUCCCCCUCCGUGGUUGAAACCCACUUCCCCUCUGAGCAAAGGACAGAGCGACAGAAAGAAAUGGGAGGGAAAGCAGAAGCACAAACAAUUAGGAACACAAAGCAAAGGAGGGGUACACCUUCAGAGCCAACAGACAGAAGGAACAGAUAGGAGAAAUGAGGAGACACCUUUUUCCAAAAGGCUUGAGUCUGUUUUCCCUCUGUGCAAUGAGCGAAGGGAGAGAAAGAACAAACACAUGAAAUGGAGAACAGAAAAUACCGGGGAAGGUGAUGAAAAUGGGCUGGAGACAAAAGCAGAGGAAGCAGCAGCGGCAAGAAUGAAGAAGCUGGGCUCCUCCAAGAGGCUGAAAUCCAGUUCUACUCUGGACAUGGCACAAAAUGAGAAAACGAAACACUGUACGGAGCUAACCCAGAGAAAAUGGAGAAGACAAGAAAAUGAAGGGGACGGAGAUGCACAGAGACUAGAGUCAGGCAGAAGAAAUGAGAAUUCAAGCUGA
This is a messenger RNA of Gopherus flavomarginatus (Mexican gopher tortoise), 1125 nucleotides long. RefSeq lists its product as uncharacterized. NCBI's taxonomy places the organism in Eukaryota, Metazoa, Chordata, Testudines, Testudinidae. The transcript is spliced from 7 exons. Bases 1 to 1125 code for a protein of 374 amino acids. The record is from RefSeq and is a predicted model, not a curated record.